This is a messenger RNA of Cotesia glomerata, 1374 nucleotides long. RefSeq lists its product as uncharacterized. The transcript has 6 exons. Bases 410 to 1153 code for a protein of 247 amino acids. The record is from RefSeq and is a predicted model, not a curated record. Lineage: Eukaryota; Metazoa; Arthropoda; Insecta; Hymenoptera; Braconidae.
CAAAGUCCGGGUUACAGGUCUCGGUACUUUCCACCUAACCGAGAUCGGUACACUGAAAAGGGAGCAGUAGACUUGAUGGAGUUCGCGGAGCAUGUAACACGACGAAGAGAAGCGAGUAACAGGUGCCUUAGGUGGGGACCUAGGAACUUGGACCCGAUAUUUUGAAAUAAAAAAUGCUGGCCUUGAAGAUUAUAUGUAUGGGAUUCGAAAAACUCAUCUCGCUAUCAGUCAUAGUCCCGCUGUCUUUCACGAUGCACACGCCUCUCAAGAUCGCGUGUUCGAGUCUCGCUCCAGUUGACAAAUCACGAUAAUAGUACCCAAGUGUUUUAUUGCCUAAUUUUUGUAUUUUAUACUCGAUACAUGAGAAGUAUAUGUCAUUUAUUAUUUAUCUCACUGCAAGGCGAUCGACAUGCCGGUUAAUCACUCAGUUAUGAAUAAAUUAACUUUGAGCAUCUGUGUGCUGUUUUUGGGCCUCCAAGCUGCCGGUCAAAAAUGGCCGCGCUCGAUAGACAACCAAAGAUAUGAAAGAAGGCCAAACAAUAUUUACGGUGAAAUUCAGUCAGAGUAUGUAGGUCAGGAAUUCCGGGCUGAUAAGGCUGCUCAAGAGGACGAGGUUGCUUUGGUGAAGAUGCUCUCAGAGGCUGGGCCUAUUGAUUUCGAGAAAUGGGACUCCAUUGGCGAACGGGUUAUUUCUAGGGCGAAUGUCACCGAAGAAACUAAGCGUGUCGUUAGACAAGUCAAAAAACAGAGGCCGGGAUUUUUCUGGACUUUAUUUCGCGUCUUUUUUGAGACUAUUAAUGACACAAGAUCAACAAUCCAGCAAGUAGGAGAUGUCUUGGCAGAAAAUAUUGUGUCUGACACAACUACUAAAGCGCCAAAAAUAUCGCCGCAAGGUAAACACACAGCGGUAACUGCUCCCGCUGAUGUAACUAUAUCAGCUACUAAUCAAAUUUCGACAACCGAAGCGCCAUUUAAGUUAACUAGAUCUACCUUGGAAAAUAUUGUAAGAAGAAAUGUACGCGGAUUAGUUCGGCUUUUUAAUAUCGAAUGGAAAGAUGCUAUUACUCAGUCACGGGUAAACAUAAAAAAGUUCAGGAAAGAAUUGUCGAAAAGCGCUGAGCCAUUCCUAUUGGACAACCCGGAUGCUUAUUAAUGAUGAUAAUUAAUAUUACUUUAUUAAAACUCACAAAAAGUAGCUAGAAACUCAUCUUUAAAUCCUACAAAUGUAUAUAGUUAAUUACUGUAUUUAUAAAAAGAUUGUUAUACAACACAUAAAUCAAAAUUCUUAAAUCUCUAAAAGGGAAUUCUGUAGCUCACGUCAUAGUAACCAUUUAAUGUACAUUCAUUUUUACGUAAUACUAUUUUUUAUAAAUA